Messenger RNA from Brachypodium distachyon (stiff brome), 3230 nucleotides. RefSeq names its product plasma membrane ATPase 1. Bases 63 to 2993 code for a protein of 976 amino acids. Lineage: Eukaryota; Viridiplantae; Streptophyta; Magnoliopsida; Poales; Poaceae. Gene Ontology annotation, cellular component: plasma membrane. The record is from RefSeq and is a predicted model, not a curated record. The transcript is spliced from 21 exons. Gene Ontology annotation, molecular function: P-type proton-exporting transporter activity; ATP binding; ATP hydrolysis activity. Gene Ontology annotation, biological process: regulation of intracellular pH; proton export across plasma membrane.
CCACCUCCUGCUCAUCUUCAUCCUUCCCAUUGUAAUCGCAACCUGUUUGGCUUUGAUUGGCCAUGGAAGCCAAGGGCGAGUCCCCCGUGCCGGAGGCGAAUGUCCUCGCCAUGGAUGCCAUCAGCAAGGAAACUGUUGACCUGGAGCACAUUCCUGUGGAGGAGGUUUUCGAGCAUCUCAAAUGCACUAAAGAGGGUCUGACCACAGAAGGUGCCCAGCAGAGGAUCGACAUCUUUGGCUACAACAAGCUCGAAGAGAAACAUGAGAGCAAAGUUCUCAAGUUCCUAGGCUUUAUGUGGAAUCCACUCUCAUGGGUGAUGGAGGCAGCUGCCAUCAUGGCUAUUGCCCUUGCGCAUGGAGGAAGAGAUAUCCGGGGAAAUAAAAUGAGUGUCGACUACCACGAUUUCGUCGGGAUUGUGGUGCUGCUAGUUAUUAACUCUACCAUUAGCUUCGUAGAGGAGAAUAACGCUGGCAACGCUGCUGCUGCGCUUAUGGCUCGCCUCGCGCCAAAGGCUAAGGCUCUAAGAGAUGGUACCUGGAACGAAUUAGACGCAUCUUUCUUGGUUCCUGGUGAUAUAAUCAGUAUUAAACUUGGAGAUAUCAUUCCUGCGGAUGCACGCCUUCUCCAGGGAGAUCCACUCAAAAUUGAUCAGUCUGCGUUGACAGGAGAAUCACUACCUGUAACUAAGCAUCCUGGAUCUGGAGUAUACUCUGGUUCGACUUGUAAGCAAGGUGAAAUAGAAGCAGUUGUUAUCGCCACUGGGAUCCAUACUUUCUUUGGGAAGGCAGCUCAUCUCGUUGAGUCAACUACUCAUGUUGGCCACUUUCAAAAGGUUCUGACAUCAAUUGGAAACUUCUGCAUUUGCUCCAUUGCUGUUGGGAUGACCAUUGAGUUAAUUGUAAUGUAUGCUAUCCAUUCGAGGACUUACCGCCCAAUCAUUGAUAACCUUCUUGUGCUUCUCAUUGGAGGGAUUCCAAUCGCCAUGCCUACGGUUUUGUCUGUUACUAUGGCAAUUGGAUCACAUAAACUGGCACAACAGGGUGCUAUUACCAAGAGAAUGACUGCAAUCGAAGAAAUGGCUGGAAUGGAUGUGCUUUGUAGUGAUAAAACAGGAACACUGACACUUAACAAACUUACUGUAGACAAUAAUUUAAUCGAGGUUUUUGCAAGAGGUGUUGAAAAAGAUGAUGUUGUCUUGAUGGCAGCAAGGGCUUCAAGACUGGAGAAUCAAGAUGCUAUCGAUUUCGCUAUUGUUGCAAUGUUGCCAGACCCAAAAGAGGCACGUGCUGGCAUUGAAGAAGUCCACUUCCUUCCAUUUAACCCAACGGACAAGAGGACAGCUCUCACAUACUUGGAUGCUGAGGGUAAAAUGCACAGGGUUAGCAAAGGUGCUCCUGAACAGAUUCUGAACCUAGCAUCAAAUAAGUCCGAGAUUGAAAGAAAGGUGCAUCAUGUAAUUGACAGUUUUGCUGAGAGAGGUCUGCGGUCACUUGCUGUUGCACGUCAGGAAGUUCCUGAAGGUACCAAGGAAAGUCCUGGUGGACCUUGGCAAUUCAUUGGUCUUCUUCCACUUUUUGAUCCUCCCCGCCAUGAUAGUGCUGAAACUAUACGCCGAGCUCUUGAUCUUGGAGUCAGUGUAAAAAUGAUUACAGGUGAUCAGUUGGCUAUCGGUAAGGAAACUGGACGGAGGCUAGGAAUGGGCACAAACAUGUAUCCUUCGUCAUCUUUGCUGGGUGACAAAUUAGAUGGUGAUAUCGCAGUCCUGCCAGUGGACGAAUUGAUUGAGCAAGCAGAUGGGUUUGCUGGAGUAUUCCCUGAGCACAAAUAUGAAAUUGUGCAGAGGCUGCAAGCCAGAAAGCACAUAUGUGGGAUGACUGGAGAUGGAGUUAAUGAUGCGCCUGCUCUGAAGAAAGCAGACAUUGGAAUUGCCGUGGCUGAUGCAACUGAUGCUGCACGAGGUGCCUCUGACAUAGUUCUGACAGAACCUGGAUUGAGUGUGAUCAUCAGUGCUGUACUAACCAGUCGUGCAAUUUUUCAGAGGAUGAAGAAUUAUACAAUAUACGCUGUAUCUAUAACCAUUCGUAUUGUGCUUGGUUUCUUGCUCUUGGCAUGCUUUUGGAAGUUUGACUUUCCUCCAAUGAUGGUUCUUCUGAUAGCUAUUCUCAAUGAUGGAACCAUUAUGACCAUAUCCAAAGACAAGGUCAAGCCAUCUCCCCAUCCAGACAGUUGGAAGCUAGCAGAGAUCUUUGCAACUGGAGUGGUACUGGGGGCUUAUUUGGCCGUAACAACCGUGCUGUUCUUUUGGGCAGCUUAUAAGACUGAGUUUUUUGUGAAUAUCUUCAAGAUUCCCACUCUGAAUAUAAAUAACAUUGGCCAAGACAGCGAAACGGUUGCUAAAAACACAGAGAAAUUGGCUUCUGCAGUUUAUCUUCAAGUGAGCACCAUUAGUCAGGCUUUGAUAUUUGUGACACGGUCGAGAGGUUGGUCCUUCUUAGAGAGACCUGGUCUUCUGCUUAUGGUUGCAUUUGUCAUAGCUCAGCUGAUUGCCACCGUAUUAGCUGCUAUCGUGACCUGGGAGCUUGCUAGCAUCAGAGGUAUUGGAUGGGGCUGGACAGGUGCUAUUUGGGUGUACAACAUUAUCAUCUAUCUCCUUCUAGAUCCAAUUAAAUUUGCCGUGCGUUAUUGCCUUAGCGGGAGAGCUUGGAACCUUGUCAUCGAUAAGAAGGUAGCGUUUUCAAACCGGAAGGAUUUCGGGAGGGAAACUCGCGAGGCUGCUUGGGCCCAUGAGCAGCGCACGCUGCACGGUCUACAGUCUGCAGGGCGAGAGAAAGCAGCAUCCGUGGAGCUGGGGCAGAUGGCAGAAGAGACUAAACGGCGUGCUGAGGUUGCAAGGUUGAGGGAAUUGCGCACCCUGAAAGGGAAGGUGGAGUCUGUUGCCAAACUCAAAGGAAUUGACCUGGACGACAUCAACAACCAACACUACACCGUCUAAUUAACCAAUCAAUUAGCUGCCCUCAUCCUGUUCUUGUUAUAACGAAAUUAUGUUAUGUUCCAGCAUUGAUUUGUGAUGAUACAAUGAAGUUUGCAAUAAAACUGAGGAGUUUAAGAGUUGUGUAUGUAUCUGGAGAAUAAUGCAAGCUGUUUAUUUUGGUUGAGUGUAGGUGUUGCUUGUGACUGUCACUCGCCUUAGUCUUGCCCUCAAAUGAAGUGAAGUAUGAUGAAGUUUUUC